Molecule: messenger RNA, 830 nt
Organism: Puccinia graminis f. sp. tritici CRL 75-36-700-3
Lineage: Eukaryota; Fungi; Basidiomycota; Pucciniomycetes; Pucciniales; Pucciniaceae
Exons: 3
Coding region: 148-546 (132 amino acids)
Source: RefSeq, a predicted model, not a curated record
CUCCGUCAACCCCUCUUCGUACGCACUUGGUUCCAAAACCUCCUACUUGACUUCCAACAGUCCUUGCAACGAUCAUUACCUAUUAUAUCUUAUAUUUAAACCAAUCCUACUACCCACUGCAACAUAUAUAUUCUGAGAAACUUCAAGAUGCAGUUAUCCAAGAUGUUCCCAGCCUUCGUCGUCCUCCUCAUCCAGAGCAUGAUGACUUCCAAUGUCGAAGCCUUCGGAUGCAAAGACAAUUACCAAGUAUGGGGUUUCCCACAUGCUGGUUGUCUCAAAGUAACCGCUGAUGGCGACCAAGUUACUACAAUUGAUGCGCCUUGGAACGAAGAGCGAUCGACCUAUUACUGCGAUUUGGACAGUGAAUACGAAAGACAGUUAUGUUGUGCCCAUGAUGAGGACAUGGGGCACACAUUUUACCCAGAUAGAUUGAUCAACAACUGCAAACAAAUCGAUGGAUCAGACUUCCAAUGGCCUUUGCUGUCUUACUGGCCCAGUGGUAGCCCGCAAGACCAGCCGAAAAAAAAGACCCCCCCAGGUCUUUAAUGCUUGCUUUCUUUACAAAUUCAAAUACAUUCAUUUCCAUCCAACCGGAUCAACUUUCGAUAUUAUGUUUCCUCAGAUAAAUUCAGGUCGAUUAACAAUCCUAUAUCCCCAAGUCAGACAACAUCUUCAUUUGUAUUUAUGUUUUUUCGCGCUCCCAAUGCCAUCUCACUAAUAGUAAAGGUUACUUCUCAAUGCCUAUGGCAACAAGCUCAUCAAGUAUUUGUGCCCCAAAAAGAUCUAGAUUCUUUGAAGAGUGGCCUCAUUACAAAAUUUGUUCUUGAGGG